CGCACUUGCUUCGAUCGCCAACGAUGGCUGACCCAGUUGCUGAAAAAUCGACAUUUCUCCGGAUGUACAUGUCCAGUCAUCCGGACACGCUAGUCGCAUACGCCAAAUGGUUUGGGAAAGUCGCUGAACCGAUAACGAGUGCUGAAAUGACCGCCAUCGACUCCAACGCCAUCACUCUCCGUUGUCUUCUCAAGAGCGGCUCAAAGCAGGACGUACGAGUCGCGAUCCACCCACCUCUGUCCGGGUACGACGAUGUCAAGCCGAGGCUGUUGGAAAUGAAGGCGGUGGCUCAGGAAGGCUUGGGAAUGAUCAAAGCACCGACGAUCAACACCUUUGCAUAUCCGCCAACGCUCACUCCAGCUAUCAUCCUCACAGGUCUCUUCGCCUAUUUGGCCUAUGCUCCCAGAGACAGCACAUCUCCGUUCUUGGUUCCAGCGCAUCUAGUCGCCUCGUACGUCGGUCGCUUUCCGGAAUAUAGUCUCAAGUUCGUCGUUGGACUGCACGCUUUCGAGUCGUUGUACACAGUCAGACUCUGUCAAAAACAUAAAACAGGCUUUGUUGUUGGCAUGCAAUAUGUCCUGUCUACUUUGUUUGCGGGCGUCUUUGUGAUAGGAAAUUUGCGAAGACGUAUACAGGCCGCUCGAAUAGAUUCUGUCAUGAAAGUACAGUAGGAAUGUAACCUCUUUGCUCUCGAUCAUGU
Messenger RNA from Marasmius oreades (fairy-ring Marasmius), 700 nucleotides. RefSeq lists its product as uncharacterized. The record is from RefSeq and is a predicted model, not a curated record. The transcript has 3 exons. NCBI's taxonomy places the organism in Eukaryota, Fungi, Basidiomycota, Agaricomycetes, Agaricales, Marasmiaceae. Bases 24 to 671 code for a protein of 215 amino acids.